CCUUCUUCCUUUCCCCCAACAUCCCUCGAGGUGGGGAGGCCUUCGUGUGCUUCAUUGGAGGCUUUAUGCCUCGCUCCCCAGUGCUCACGAAGCAUACGUUGGGUCGGUUGAUUUUUUCCCUCCUCCUUCACCGGUUAUCUUGUGCGGACCCUGCUUUUUGCCCUAAAAGGAUUUGGGAUCAAGGUCUUUUUCAGUUGUUUUAUUUUGAAGCAGAAGAAAAAAAGCCAAAAUGGGGCGGAGAUCUACAUCAUCCACCAAGAGUGGGAAAUUCAUGAAUCCCACAGAUCAGGCUCGAAAGGAAGCUCGGAAGAGGGAACUAAAAAAGAACAAAAAGCAACGAAUGAUGGUACGAGCAGCUGUACUGAAGAUGAAAGACCCAAAGCAGAUCAUCCGGGACAUGGAAAAAUUGGAUGAGAUGGAGUUUAACCCAGUGCAGCAGCCACAGCUUAAUGAAAAAGUGCUAAAGGAUAAACGCAAGAAGCUCCGUGAGACUUUUGAGCGUAUCUUACGGCUCUAUGAGAAGGAGAAUCCUGACAUCUAUAAAGAACUCCGCAAGUUGGAAGUGGAGUAUGAGCAAAAGAGAGCACAACUCAGCCAGUAUUUUGAUGCUGUCAAGAAUGCUCAGCAUGUUGAAGUGGAAAGUAUCCCUUUACCUGACAUGCCUCAUGCUCCCUCCAACAUUCUUAUACAAGACAUUCCCCUUCCUGGGGCCCAGCCACCUUCUAUCCUCAAGAAGACAUCAGCCUAUGGACCACCAGUUCGUUCUAUUUCUAUGCUUCCUCCUCCUGGGCUCGGUGUUCCACGUUUACCUCCUGGCAGGAAGCCCCCAGGACCUCCUCCAGGACCACCCCCACCACAGGUCCUACAGAUGUAUGGUCGUAAAGUGGGUUUUGCUUUGGAGGUGGCUCCUCGAAGGCGAGAGGAAGACGUUUCUUACGGUUCUGAACCAGGGCAGCGAGGGCAUGAUGAUGAUAUGUCCAGUACAAGUGAGGAUGAAGGCUAUCCUGAGGAUAUGGAUCAAGACAAGCAUGAUGAGAGUAGUGAUGAUAGUGACAGUGAUAGGUCAGAUGCAGACAGUGAAGGUGAGGACUUCCCACAUCGUGAUAAUGACAAGGAGAGGGAAGGUGGAGAAGAAAAGAAAUCAGGUCACAGCGUGCGGUUUGCAGACAUGCCUGGGAAAUCACGGAAGAAGAAGAAGAACAUGAAAGAACUGACUCCGCUCCAGGCCAUGAUGUUACGAAUGGCAGGUCAGGAAAUCCCAGAAGAAGGGAGAGAAGUGGAGGAAUACUCAGAAGAAGAAGAAGAGGAGGAAGAUGACUCAGAGUCUGAAGACACAUCACAACAGCAGCAGCAACAACAGCAACACAGUGAGGAAGCUCUUGCAGAGACUGGGUCAUCUACUGCAGCCUCAAGUCAGCAGCAGCAGUCUUCACAGGCUGUUGCUUCGGGUCAAAUACAGGCACCUCCUAUGCCUGGGCCACCUCCUCUAGGACCACCUCCAGCCCCUCCACUGAGACCCCCAGGGCCACCCACUGGCCUUCCUCCUGGCCCUCCACCUGGAGCUCCUCCUUUCCUGAGACCUCCUGGUUUACCAGGACUGCGUGGGCCUUUACCUCGACUUCUACCACCAGGUCCCCCGCCUGGGCGACCCCCAGGCCCUCCCCCCGGUCCCCCACCCGGUCUUCCCCCAGGCCCUCCUCCACGUGGACCCCCUCCUCGCCUGCCACCUCCUGCCCCACCAGGUAUCCCUCCUCCUCGCCCAGGCAUGCUGCGGCCACCUCUGGUGCCUCCAUUAGGACCUGCCCCGCCUGGGCUUUACCCACCAGCUCCUCUUCCAAACCCUGGUGUUCUGAGUGCCCCACCCAGCUUGAUUCAGCGUCCCAAGGCGGAUGACACCAGUGCAGCCACCAUUGAGAAGAAGGCCACGGCUACUAUCAGUGCCAAGCCACAGAUCACUAACCCCAAGGCUGAAAUCACUCGCUUUGUGCCCACUGCCUUGCGAGUGCGCAGGGAGAAUAAAGGGGCUUUGGCUGCCUCUCAGAGAAAACAGGAUGAUGAGCCUGCUCUCCCGUUAACCAAAGCUGCCCCUAAGGCUGGAUCGUCUGCCCCUAUCUCUGUACAGACGAAGGAUGAUGUGUAUGAAGCCUUCAUGAAGGAAAUGGAAGGUCUUCUCUGACCUGUCCCAAUCAGCUUUCCUGCCCUCUGAGCACAGAUCAGGCCACCACAGAGGAAGAAGGAGAGGUCUUUCUGCAAGCAAUGAAAGGGCUCGCAUGACAGGGAAAGGUUCCCUACUACCCAUGGGUUAACUUGCCAGUAUGCUCUGAGUAGAGACUGCUGCAGGUGAGGUGCAGCCAAGUAUUUCCUUUCAGAGCCAGCGUGUCCACUUGGAGCAAGGGAAUUACAGUCAGUAAGGCAACUCUGCUUCCCUUGAGUCCUCCCAGUUCCUUGGAGGAGGUGAUGGUGCUCUGUGGAGGGGGCAUAGGAGUUGGGGCUGACUUUGCUCUUCCUUAAUCCUUUCACAUCCUGAAUGCUCUGGUGAGGGUAGUGGAGCCAAUUUUUAAGGAGCCAGAAAAGCGUUAGCAGAAUUUCAUACACACGUGGUUGUCCAGUUUUUAUUUUCUGUACUGUUCCUUUCUGUAAAUAUUUUAUAAUCCUGUUUUGUUUUAUUUUUAGUUGCAGUGAGAUCAAUCAUCUUUCUUCCGGGGUAGUCAGGGCGGUCAUUUGUUGCGUAUACUGUACACUGGAAUUUUGCACCCUGUCCCCUUAACCGUCAUCUUGAUGGCUUUUCAUUGGCAGGGGAACCUUCAUUUUGUCUUGUGAAAGACAAUAAAUAUUCAGUGUAUCAAAA
Messenger RNA from Tympanuchus pallidicinctus (lesser prairie-chicken), 2848 nucleotides. It is a transcript of the gene WBP11, whose product is annotated as WW domain binding protein 11. The transcript has 12 exons. Lineage: Eukaryota; Metazoa; Chordata; Aves; Galliformes; Phasianidae. The record is from RefSeq and is a predicted model, not a curated record. Bases 230 to 2176 code for a protein of 648 amino acids. Gene Ontology annotation, cellular component: spliceosomal complex. Gene Ontology annotation, biological process: mRNA cis splicing, via spliceosome.